This is a messenger RNA of Cynoglossus semilaevis (tongue sole), 6665 nucleotides long. RefSeq names its product solute carrier organic anion transporter family member 5A1. NCBI's taxonomy places the organism in Eukaryota, Metazoa, Chordata, Actinopteri, Pleuronectiformes, Cynoglossidae. Gene Ontology annotation, cellular component: basolateral plasma membrane. The coding region runs from base 741 to 3350 and encodes 869 amino acids. The record is from RefSeq and is a predicted model, not a curated record. The transcript has 10 exons. Gene Ontology annotation, biological process: sodium-independent organic anion transport; transmembrane transport. Gene Ontology annotation, molecular function: protein binding.
CUACAACUAAUUAAAAAAACAUUAUGUGUUUAUAAUGUAAGUGUUGCGGAAAAUUCAAACGCUUCCUGACUUUAAUACAAUGUGUUUUACAGUGGACAACUCAGACAGUAAAUUUUUAGUAAUCUCCUUUCCGACUGUUCUGAAGGCACCAUGAGUCCAGCCGAAAGAGCAGCAACCAUCCGCAUCAACCAGCGUUCAUUCAGUGAGUGGUCGCUACGUGGAGAACAACAGGCUACCUCCGUCAGUCCUGUGAUGCUGCAAAGCUAUGGGACAAAAGUAAACAAAAAAAAAAAAAAAAACAAGCUUGCUUUGUGACAAAGAGCCAUAAAAACAACAACAUGGGAUCUUAAGGAGAACUUGCUCCCUUAUCUUUAUUAUUUAUUUGAGUACUUUGAACUUUGAAUAUUUAUAGUAAAUUAUUACAGACCGUGUUAGAAACUGGUACAUGAGGAAAGGUGAUGUUCUUGUUUGCUGAGUUAAGUCACCACUAUUGUGCUGUAGUGGCUUUGGAGGAAAAUAUGUCCCUGAUGCUGUGCUGUGAUAGAGAUACCCUGUGACAGACCAACGCUGCUGUCAAUACAAAAAUGGAGAACAAAACAUGCACAUAACCAAAGGCAGUUGUUCCCCCCAAGUCCUUCAACCAGGGCGGUCUGUGCUCCUGCACCCAGCCCUGCAGCAUCUCUGCCUUUGUGUCCUCACCUGGCACUAGUCAUCGACUGACCCGAGAUACUAGCUUAACCAUGACUUCAUCCGACCAUGAUGAAACGGGGAGCGACUUGUCUGAGUGUCUGGAAAUCCGUGAGCUCCAGGACCAGUACACGGACCCAGAGAACUCUUUUAAAUCCAAAAGCUUACCUAUCCUGAAUGGACCUUGUCAGCCAGAAUGCAAGGGUGGGGAGCAUCGACUGGUCAACACAACCCACACCUGUGUGGCCGUCGAUGAGUGCGAAAUGCUUCAGCCAAAAACCCCAGACUCGAGCCAAGCAGAUUCCCCUUCGUCCAGACCAGAUUUCUCUCCCUCAGACUCUAGCAUGGUGGGGCUCAGCAGCUCUAUGCCCGUGGAGGGUCACAGACCCGGUGCCUCUGGGGGAAACAAGCUUGGGUUUUCUCUCUCUCGCCUUAUACACAUCCCAGCUAGAAAGUAUGUGCGAGUCAUUCUUAGGGACUCUCGCUGCUUCCUGUUCUGCAUGUGCUACCUGACCUUCAUACAGUCCCUGAUGGUGUCAGGCUACCUGAGCAGUGUUAUCACCACCAUUGAGAAGCGCUACAGUCUUCGCAGCUCAGAGUCCGGCCUGCUUGUCAGCUGUUUCGACAUCGGCAGCUUGCUGGUGGUGGUCUUCAUCUCUUACUUUGGUGGCAGAGGUCAGAGACCGCGCUGGCUGGCUGUGGGUGGUGUGGUCAUCGCUGUAGGGGCAGGGUUGUUUUCUCUGCCCCACUUCAUCUCACCACCGUAUCAGAUCCAGGAGAUGAACUCAUCCACUGGUCAUGAAGGUCUCUGUCAGAGCAGUAACAGCAGUGGACGAGAACUGCUGGAUGUUGCAUCUUGCCCUCGUGACCUGGAGGGCAACGAUCACAACCUGUACGUGGCUCUUUUUAUCUGCGCCCAGAUACUCAUAGGCAUGGGCUCGACGCCGAUCUACACGCUGGGGCCCACUUACCUCGACGACAAUGUGAAGAAAGAAAAUGCAUCUCUUUACCUGGCUAUCAUGUAUGUGAUGGGAGCCCUCGGACCUGCAGCUGGCUACCUGCUGGGUGGUGUCCUCAUCGGCUUCUACGUCGACCCCAAAACUGUAGUGAACAUCGAUCAGAGCGACCCUCGCUUUGUUGGCAACUGGUGGAGCGGCUUUCUCUUGUGUGCCAUAGCCAUGCUCCUGGUGAUCUUCCCCAUGUUUGCCUUUCCCAAAAAGCUGCCUCCACGGCACAAAAAGAGGAAGAAGAAAAAGAUUGGCUCUCCUGGUGAUGUGUCCAGCGAUGACGACGUGAUGAAGGAAAAGUCGAGCAGCAAAGGCCAGAACGUCUCCUCCUCCAUGGGCUUCGGAAAGGACAUCAAAGACCUCCCUAAGGCAGCUCUGAGGAUCCUCAGCAACAUGACCUUCCUCUUCGUCAGUUUGUCCUACACGGCUGAGUGUGCCAUCGUCACCGCUUUCAUCACCUUUAUUCCAAAAUUCAUUGAGUCACAGUUUGGUAUCCCUGCCUCAAAUGCCAGCAUCUACACGGGUGUCAUCAUUGUACCCAGUGCUGGAGUGGGCAUCGUGCUGGGAGGCUACAUCAUCAAGAAGCUGAAGCUGGGGGCCAGAGAGUCGGCCAAGCUGGCCAUGAUCUGCAGCGGGGUCUCUCUGCUCUGCUUCUCCACACUCUUCAUCGUGGGCUGCGAGAGCAUCAAUCUGGGAGGAAUCAACAUUCCCUACAGUUGCAGUCCGACCUUGACGAUGACCCACAGGAACCUGACGGGCGGCUGCAACGUGAACUGUGGCUGUAAAAUCCACGAAUACGCGCCUGUUUGUGGCUCUGACGGCAUCACCUAUUUCAACCCCUGUCUGGCUGGAUGCAGCAACGUGGGCAAUGACAGCACGGGGAUAAGGAACUACACCGACUGUGCCUGCGUGCAGAGCAGACAGGUCAUCACUCCGUCCUCUGGUGGUCAGGUCAACCAACUGCAGCUAGUCAUUGUUAAAACCUACCUGAAUGAGAACGGUCACGCUGUGUCGGGGAAGUGCGACCGCACCUGCAACACGCUCAUCCCCUUCCUCAUCUUCCUCUUCAUCGUCACCCUCAUCACUGCCUGUGCCCAGCCCUCUGCCAUCAUCGUUACACUCAGGUCUGUUGAUGAGCAGGAGAGGCCGUUUGCUCUCGGGAUGCAGUUCGUCUUGCUUCGAACUCUGGCCUACAUCCCUACACCAAUCUACUUCGGUGCUGUGAUUGACACCACGUGCAUGCUGUGGCAGCAGGACUGUGGCGUGCACGGCUCCUGCUGGGAGUACGACGUCACUUCCUUCCGCUUUGUCUACUUUGGCCUAGCCGCGAGCCUUAAGUUCGUUGGCUUCGUCUUCAUCUUUCUGACCUGGUAUUCGAUCAAGCACAAAGAGGACCGAGCGGAGCGCUGGCGCCAACACUUGCCUCCGCUGGGAACAGUCAGUGAGCUCAUCUGCCAUGCUGGCGGCCACAAAAGCCACGCCCGCACACGCUCCUGUCCCGUCUUCAUCCCACCCCGGCCUGACCCUCCUGCUGCCCAGCUGCUCAACCAUGGCCACAGCAGUCUCAGCUGCCCUGGCAACACCCUCAAAGCAAUAACCCCGCCCAUCCUCCUGCCACACCAGCAUCAUCACAACAGGGGCUCUGCCCACGUCUGAGAGUGUGCUGACCCUUGCUGUGGGGCUCCACAAUGACUCAUGUGCCUUUCUGUUUGUGUUUGUCAACCUCAUAGUGUCUACAUUUCAUCAAUCAGACACCAGGGCCAGGACUUCAGUGCUGCUGUUGGACUGAUCGGCGCAGACACAAGGAUGACCACCCCAAACAAAGGGCUGUUUAUCAUGGUUCAUGGUAACAGGAAACAGACAAAUGUACUCUGACUCGGAGCAUAUCAUCAGCCACAGCUGCACAGAAGGCCACACCUUUUCUAUUAGGAUUGGAUGACGCAAAGACCUCACAUGGUGCUAGGGUUAAAGGGCAAGGAUUUAGAAUCUCACAAUCACGAUCACUACAACUACGUUGAAAGCACAACUGACAAAAACCUGUACUAUGCAAGAUCCUGUGUACAGUUCCUCCCUUCUCAGUACUGUACAGCUCUGUACAUCUCUGUUUUUCUUACCUAUAUCUCUCUUCUUCUUCUCAGUCUUCUUCUACGCCGUCUUCUUCAUCUCGGCUCAGCUCACACAUCCACUGUGUUGUGUAAUUCAGCAUCACAUUUCUCCUUCUCACCACCUGAGAACAUAACAAUAUCAUCACUAUAACUCCCAUUUUAGCCAUUACUGAACUAUUUGGUAAAAUCAUGUUUUUUUCUAAACCAUAGAAAUGACUAAAUGAGAUUUAAAAGAAACUCACCUCUUCUUUUCUUAACAGUGCCUCUGAGGCUUUUUUGGCCAGUCCAGUUCAACAGAGCUAGCUAUCAGGGUAAAUGCUAGCUAGUGAUAAAGCCAGUCACUGUCCUUUCAGCUAUGUAUCAGUAUUGAGCUUUGUUCCUCAUAGUUUUGGCAACACUGUACCUUGGCAGAUUUAUUUAACGUGUAGCUUAAAGCUGAUGAGCACCAAUGGCACACUGUACUGGGCUGUCACUUUUCAUACUCAGUGCAAACAUCUGUUUAAGCAUCAGUUCAGAAGUUUAAAUUCAGGGUAAAUUCAAGGCUAAGUUAGCCAGACACCACACUGGCUAAUAACAAAUGCAGCACAAUUCUAUUUUGUCAGCAAGGAUACUUAAACAGUUUUCAAAUGCUACACCAAAGCAUCUACAUUCUGCUGACCAUUCAUUCUGCUGCUUUAUCUGUAGUGUUUGUCAGUAUCUAUUAAUGUCUGUUACUAUUUUGGCACAUUGAUAUCCAAUUACAAGCACAGAGGAAAGAAGUGAAGUCCGGUGUGAGGACGACUUGGGUUUAUGUUUUGGGUACAUGCAAACUUUACUUCAUCCCAAAAUCUUCAGAAGUUAAAGGUGUUUGACAUUGACUUUAUAAAAAGUGACAGCCCUUCUGAGUAUUGACUUCGUACUGAGUCUUGUCAGUGAGCAAGAAAUCUUUUUUUUUUAACCUACUUUACUUUCAGUUGCCAGCAGGUGAUAGUAACAGACUGGUGCUUUACCUCGGACCGUGUGCUGAAGCUACUGUACGUCCAAUAAGAUGUGAAAACAGAAAGUUGAUUUAUGUUAAAAUUGCGUGGAAUUACCUUUAAAAAAAACAACAUCAAACAAACAAAUCUGAUUCCUGUUCAGAAACUAAUCAAUUAUCUGUAGCCAAUCAAUUGCAUCUUGUCGGCUUUGCACUGUAAUGGCUUCUCCAUUCUAAUAGUCAUCAGAUGUACAUAAUAGUUAACAAGUAGUCUAGGCUUUAACAAAUUAUAGUUCAGCAAAAGCAAGCAUGAAAAUCAACUGAUGCCACUUUUUGAAACAAGACGUUAGUGUUUCGGUUGGUGGAUCUUGGAUGCCCUCUUGUGGAAAGAGAGAGGACAUUUAAAACUCAAGUAAAUACUCCAUAAUGGAACAGCUGAAGAUGGAACUGAAACUAAAAGGCACGUUUCGCAAAUAAAUCACAAGGUGAUCUGCAGCUUUUGACAUUUUCUUCUGCAGACCACGUGACUACAGCUAUUUUUUAAAUGCAAUUCUUUAGCAGUACAGUCUUCAGAGUCAAAUGCAUUAGGGCAACUGCUAACCCUUAAUGCCAUGUAUUUGUUUUAUCUUGGGUUUAUUUUUGACAGGGGGGGCAAAGAAAUUCAAGUUUUGCCUAAUUUAAGCUAAAAAAAAAAAUCAUUAAAAGCAAAACGAUAUUAAAUUAAAUGUGGCACAUAGAAAAUCAUGUUUUUCUUGUGAGCCAAAUUAUGCUGGUAUAUAUUUUUUAUUUAUCAAUGUGACUUUAUUUUAAUGAUUUAAAGAGGAUUUAGGAGAUGUGAUGAAGUGAAUUUGUUUCUAAAACCUUUUUUUGGACAGUUUUUGUCAGUUUAUCGAUUAAAACGGGCCAUAAGCAGUGAUUAAUUUUUUGCAUUAUUCAUACAGUAAGUGAUCAUCGUGUAAAUAGUGAAUUAAACAUAUUAGCAAGCUCAGUGAUAUAUAGAUAUGUAUUUAUGAACUAACCCACUACAAUGUAGUUUAAACAAAGUACAAAAAAAAAAAAAAAAAACUGGAUUUGUGUCAUGGUGCCUCGAAAAGUUUUUUUUUUUUAAAUGGGUGGAGUUCACAUGAUGCCAGUGGGAAGUGAGAGUUCAGGUUUUAAAAAGUAUUUCUUCUGGUAAAGUACACACAAGUAUGUUAACUUAAAAAAGAACGUGUACUCAUGAUGGCCACCUGAAAAAAAAAAAGGAAACAGAAUUUCCAAUUUGAGGUUUGUUUGUUUUUUCAAAUAGAAAAUCAGUUCAACCUCAAAGAAAGUAUUCAAAGUUGUGAAAUCAUGUAGCUUCUUCCCCUUUCUCCUAAACCUAAAAUGCUCUUACAAUGUAUUGUACCGUAGCACUGAACAACUGAUCUGUAACUGUACACCUCUACAGCAGUGCUUCUCAACCACUGUGCCACAGCACAUUUGUGUGACACUACAGAAGUGUGAAAUAGUAUCCGAUUUCACUUAAUAUGUCUGAAAACUUUUAUUUAUUGCCAACAAUUUGUCGUGGUCUGUGCGGCAGUGAUAGGCAGGACAGUUAAAUACUCUUUCACUAGGUAGCAGCAGAUGGCUAUUAAAAGUUAAAGACAAGCUUUAAGCAGUUGAAGAUCCUUAUGUGUCUUUCUUCAAUUCCUGCAAGUACAUCCGCUUUGUGUUCAACUAAUCAGGCCUGUGUGUCACUGAAUAAGUAAACUGUUUGUAAAUUGAAACUAAAAGAUAACUAUAUUUUAUUUUAUGUCUUUUAGGACCUUUUUAAAAAUUCAAUUAAAACAUUUACAUUUUUCUAAUGUCAAAUCUGUGCUAUGGCCCAAAAAAGGUUGAGAAACAUAGCUCCACAGCAUUAAAUACAACCAAAUUGAUACAACAAUAACA